This is a messenger RNA of Suricata suricatta (meerkat), 2681 nucleotides long. RefSeq names its product serine/threonine kinase 17a (gene STK17A). The transcript is spliced from 7 exons. The record is from RefSeq and is a predicted model, not a curated record. Gene Ontology annotation, biological process: protein phosphorylation; positive regulation of apoptotic process; intracellular signal transduction. Bases 167 to 1402 code for a protein of 411 amino acids. NCBI's taxonomy places the organism in Eukaryota, Metazoa, Chordata, Mammalia, Carnivora, Herpestidae. Gene Ontology annotation, cellular component: nucleus. Gene Ontology annotation, molecular function: protein serine/threonine kinase activity; ATP binding.
GGGCGAGGCGCGAGGAGUCGGCCGGCAGUAGUUUAAGCGCGCGGAGGGGGAGAGCGGGUUCCUGGAGGGUUUUCGGGCCGGCUGGAGGCAGCUGCAGGUGGGACCGUUACCCGCCCGGCACCUGAGAGCGAGCGGGGCGGCCGGAAAGGAAGCGUGCCGGCGCACCAUGAUCCCCCUGGAGAAGCCGGGCAGCCGCGGCUCCCCCUCCGCAGCCGCCUCAGGGGCGGGCCGGAGUCUGGGCACGCCGCGCCGGCAGCCGCCCCCACCCCAGGCCCGCGGGCUGCUGACGGAGAUCCGUACCGCCGUGCGCACCGAGCCCUUCCAAGACGGCUACAGCCUGAGCCCCGGCCGAGAGCUGGGCAGGGGGAAAUUUGCAGUUGUGAGGAAAUGUAUAAAGAAGGAUUCUGGAAAAGAAUUUGCAGCAAAGUUCAUGAGAAAAAGAAGAAAAGGCCAAGAUUGUCGAAUGGAAAUAAUUCAUGAGAUAGCUGUUCUUGAACUAGCACAGGAUAAUCCUUGGGUUAUUAAUUUACAUGAAGUCUAUGAAACUCCAUCAGAAAUGAUCUUAGUUCUGGAAUAUGCGGCUGGGGGUGAAAUCUUUGACCAGUGUGUUGCAGACAGAGAAGACGCCUUCAAAGAAAAAGAUGUUCAAAGACUCGUGAGGCAGAUAUUGGAAGGUGUUCGCUUUUUGCAUGCUCAUGAUGUAGUACAUCUUGAUUUGAAGCCUCAGAAUAUUCUGCUGACAAGUGAAUCUCCAUUGGGUGACAUCAAGAUAGUUGAUUUUGGUCUUUCAAGAAUAAUGAAGAACAGUGAAGAACUCCGAGAAAUUAUGGGUACUCCUGAAUAUGUGGCUCCUGAAAUUCUGAGUUAUGAUCCUAUCAGCAUGGCAACAGAUAUGUGGAGCAUUGGAGUAUUAACAUAUGUCAUGCUUACGGGAGUAUCACCUUUCUUAGGUGAUAAUAAACAAGAAACAUUCCUAAACAUCUCCCAGAUGAACUUAAGCUAUUCUGAGGAAGAAUUUGAUAUUGUGUCUGAGUCUGCUGUUGACUUCAUUAAGACACUUUUAGUUAAGAAACCUGAACAUCGAGCCACAGCUGAGCAAUGUCUAAAACAUCCGUGGUUGACAGAGAGCAGUAUUCAAGAUCCUUCUUUCAAGGUGAAAGGGACAUUAGAAGAAGCCAAUGCACUCCAAGAAGGUGAUUCUGUGCCUGAAAUUAGUUCAGAUACUCAGAAACCAGAAACCGAGGGAUCAGUUGUGACAGAGGAGUUAAUUGUAUUUACUUCAUAUACUUUAGGACAAUGCAGACAGUCUGAAAAAGAGAAAAUGGAGCAAAAGGCCAUUUCCAAACGAUUUAAAUUUGAGGAACCUUUGCUACAAGAAAUUCCAGGAGACUUUAUCUACUGAGCAAUACUUCCCUUUAGAACUUUAAGAUUUCUGCAUUGAAAACAUUAAUAUUAUUUAUGGACUUCUGGCCAAAUGGUUCAUGUACUGAAUGUGGACAAACCAGGUAUCACUGAUAGAAAAAAAACCUAAAAUUGCUUUGUCAAACUUGUGGAGUUAGAUAUAUCAAGACAGAUUUAUAAAGUUGCCAACCAGGAGAUUUAACGGGUAAAGUUAUCUGUGUCAAUGUUAUUUUUAAGAAGGGAGAUGUCUGAACCUUUUAUUUCUAAAUCUCGUUUCUCCAGAAUGAAAAUUUGUGAUGCAAAGAUAAUCUGUAUUUACUUUCUUUAAAAAUCCAAGUAAAAGUGCCAAAUUAACAUCUUUAUAAACCUAUUUGCAUUAUUCUUAUGUAUCUGUAUCUACAUAUGUGUAUUGAUAUCUUUACUAAAAUUGAUACUUUUUCACUUUGGAUUUUUGGGGGGGGAGUAAGAUUUAAUUAGGCAUCUUCCAAAUUUUGAGACCUAGAAUAACAUCCACAAUAGUUUGAUAAUGUCUUAUUUUUAUAUUUUAUUACUGCUUUAUAUCAACUUGAUUUGACCUCUUUUGUCUUUGCUUUUGCCUAAUGUUUAUAACCUAUCAGUGAAAAACCCUUGCUAAUUUUUUUUUUCCUCUUCAACGUCACUAAUAAGAGUGGUGUUGACUUUUCACCUCCAGUUAUUCUGGUUUUAAGGUCAAGGUAGGUUAAGUAAUCUUGUAACAUUAAACCAGCACUGGCUUUUCAGCCGAGUUUCCUUCAUCACAUCUUACCUGAGUUUAGGAGUCUGUGCCCCUGCCACCACCUCACAUGCUCGUCACCUAAUUUUGGUCAUUUGAAAGUGUCAGUGUGAUCUGAUCAACAUGAUGGUUGCUUUGGUCAGUGAGAAGACGCUAUCGUAUUGUGUUUGUUAACAAAAUCCUCCAGAGAGGAGUAAGAGUGAAAGCAUAUUCAUCCUGGCCAUGGAGCCUCUAUUUCUAUUGUUUAUUGGCCCUCAGAUUGUAUUAGGAAAAGUUCUAAAAUGCCAAAAUAUUUAUAAACUUUUAUUUUGUUCAUAAAAAAUUUGACGUUGGAUACUUUGUCAUUAGGGAGGAAGCCUUGUUCGCUAAAGACAUAAGAAUAUACUCAGUAGAAUUUAAACUUAUUGGGAUUGAACACUUUAAUUGUAUGUAGGCCCCAUGGGGAAUAGUACAUUCUUACUUAAAACAAUGGAAAUGUAAAAGUGUACGCUGUAUAACCUGAAGCAACUAAAUCUCUUUCUCACACAAA